UAAUUCAGUGGAUAUUUUAAUGAUAUCAUUGAGUUAUUGAAUCUGGUCUAAUAAGUGCCACAUUGCGUAUUUUUUGACUUUUGUGUUUGAUAAUUUUAUGGAAUGAAUUCUUUACACGUAAGCAGAUAUCUUCAGUUAAAUUAAUAUAUCAAUAUGACAUCACCUGUUUAUCCUUCGUUGGACACUAGUUCAUUGCUAAAACAAACUGAUGUGCCUGAUUUCGUUAAGAAACUGAAUCACGCUGCAAUGGACAAACCAAUUCCAUCAGAUUCAUCUGGCAUUACCAAUGCUUUAGACAACAUGUUACACAAAAUCACUGACUUAACUAAUGAAUAUGAUCCAAAAGAAUACAAGGAUUGCCGUUACGGCAACAAAGGCCACACUGCUUGGGUUAAAGCAUUGGAAGAGAGAUGGAAUUAUAUCGCAAGUAACUUAGAAGCAGAUUCUAUGGAUAUAUCGCAAGAAAAUGCGGAUCUCAUUCGCAAGUAUUUUCUACGUUCUUUUGGGAACCCUGUAAGGAUUGACUAUGGUACAGGACAUGAAAUGCAAUUUAUAUUAUUUCUUAAAGUACUUUACGAUUGUGGUAUCAUAAAGGAUGCUGACCUCUCCGGGGUUGCGUUAAAUGUGAUGUCCAGUUAUUUCAAGUUAAUACAGCACUUGAUUGACAGAUACAAUCUCGAACCAGCUGGUAGCAAAGGUGUUUGGGGACUAGACCACUUUCAGUUUAUGCCAUUCCUGCUUGGUUCUGCACAGUUGGUGUCCAGCACAUCGAUACACCCAUCCGAGGUAAUAGAGGGCGACUACAUGAUGGAUCAUACGGAUGAAUAUAUCUUUUUGCAGACGUUGUCUUACAUUAAGCAGAAGAUCAAGCGUGUUUCCUUAGAUAUUGCAGCUCCAAUGUUGUAUGAAAUUUGUAUGACCUGCAGUUGGCACAAGAUCAAUCAGGGUUUGAUGGAGAUGUACAUCAACGACAUUGCACAUUUGAUACGUAUAGGCAACAAUUGUUAAAUUAUAUAUUAUUGAAUAUCU
This is a messenger RNA of Babesia bovis T2Bo, 1029 nucleotides long. RefSeq names its product Phosphotyrosyl phosphate activator (PTPA) family protein. Bases 154 to 1008 code for a protein of 284 amino acids. Gene Ontology annotation, biological process: mitotic spindle organization. Gene Ontology annotation, molecular function: protein tyrosine phosphatase activator activity; peptidyl-prolyl cis-trans isomerase activity. The transcript is spliced from 6 exons. Gene Ontology annotation, cellular component: cytoplasm; protein phosphatase type 2A complex; nucleus. NCBI's taxonomy places the organism in Eukaryota, Apicomplexa, Aconoidasida, Piroplasmida, Babesiidae. The record is from RefSeq and is a predicted model, not a curated record.